AUGGCCGACCACAACUCGCCAAAGGAUGUCAUCGUCUCCAGCGACUUAUUUUCAGAGACCGAGGAUGACUUCGAACAGGAGAUUCGAGCAAGGUGCCACAAACCUCAGGACCCUAUCGAUGUUGCCAUGUACCCUCGCGACUAUCCUAUCAACUCCAUGGCAACACGCCAGUCAACCUGGUUGGAAGACGCGGCUACCUCAGACCCAGAUGUGUAUUUCCGCUACCUCAAACAAAAGAUCCUCGGCCUCCACGCACGGAUGCAGAUGAUGUGGGACGAUGCAUUCGCAAACACAACUCCGGCGGACUAUACCCAUCCACCUCACGUUGGAUCUCAAUCCUCAGCAGCCAACAUUGCACGCGACCUAACCACAUCACCCAAGUGGGAAUGCAUGCAAGCUCUGGUAGGAACCUGUCGCCUACGACGCGAAUCCGGUGGUAACACGCGCCCAAGCCUAUCGACUUCGCCUCCUCACCUCCAUCGCACACGAUAA
This is a messenger RNA of Bipolaris maydis ATCC 48331, 492 nucleotides long. The record is from RefSeq and is a predicted model, not a curated record. NCBI's taxonomy places the organism in Eukaryota, Fungi, Ascomycota, Dothideomycetes, Pleosporales, Pleosporaceae.